GUGGCUGCAGCUCCGAUUAGACCCCUAGCCUGGGAACCUCCAUAUGCCAUAGGUGCACCCCUAAAAAAAAGACCAAAAAAUGAAGUUUAUGUUAGCAAGGUGACAGAAUAGGAAGUUCUGAUGCUCUUCCCCCACCAUUAAUGGAUAAAAAUACAUUUAUAAGAGUUCCCAGAUCUAAAUGGGAAGUUACAGGACCCUGGUGGAGCACAGAACAAGAAAAGGCAGAUUGCAAGGAAUACAAAGAAAAAUCUCAGCUUUCCCACGUCACCCCUCUCCCCGACUGGCACUGCUCUGCACCCAUAGACUCUUUCAGCCCAUGAGGAAGGAUAAGAGAGCAAGCCCGCCCCUGGACAUGUGUGUCUGUGUGUGUGUGUCUGUGUGCACACCUGUGAGUACACACACAUAUCGUAUGUAUCACACACACAGUCCAUUCUCAUUCUUCUCUAUUAUUUUCUAUAGAGUCAGCAUGGACCCCAUGGGAUUUGAAAAUACGGAACUACUGUUCCUAUGGAAAGCACAGAGGUUAAGUUCCUACAAGCCUCUUGGCAUAACGUUUUCAUCAGUCGAUGAAGAGUUGGUCAAUAAAUAACCUUAUUUUAUGUAUUUCGAUUUAAGGACACAAUUUUUAAUACAUGGUUCUCACUAGCAAUUAACUGCAUAAUCUUUAAGUAAUUAAAAGCCAGAAGCUUCGGGAGGCCACUUGUUUUCUAUACAUUCAUACGCCAACAUCCUUAUACUAAGCCAGUCUCAACAGUGUUAAAAACUCGUUCUUCCAAAUAAUCACUUUCCUGUACACAUAACAGACAUUUAAAAAUUCUUCUGUAGCUUCCUGAUGAGCAGAACCUGCGUCCGCUGUAAGAUCAAUACCGUUCAUGCCUCUUUGCUUUUUGAAACAUACAGGCCAGCCAGCACCUAAUCAAGAAGCGUUUGACAUUUUUUUCAGCCUGGGUGAGCUGAUUCAUUUUUUUGUCCUCACAACAGUAUUGGAGGACAAACAAUUAGUUGUCAUCUCAUCAAUCCAACAAUUUACUAUCUUCUCCAUCUUUUCCCCCUCUUCAUUACACACUGUAGGUGUCACUGGUACUUUUCAGAUGGUUUCGUAUACAGGUAGGCAAAUUUCCUCUUCCUUUGUCUGGAUGUGCUAUGUUUUUGAUCCACAGCCAAUAGUUAGCACAAUACUUGAUGGUAACCAAGUCAUCUUCUCCAUAAGACACAUCACAACGUUCCUGCACUUAGGAACACUAGAUAAAUAUUAUUCUGUGCUUGUGUACUUCAUAAAUAAAUUUUAAAAUUUUUAUUUAUUGCAGUGCACUCCAGCACUACACUUGGAAGCUGUUAGAAACAAUGAGGUCAUCAACAGAAAUCAGCAAAAUAAGAAAAAUAUAGCACUGAGUAUAAUGCAAAAUGACUCUUGUUUACAAUGUGAGAACUGAAAUUUAACGUCAGCAUCUCACGUUGUGCAGCCUCAGCUAGGAAUGUGCAUGUCAGGCAACUUCAUUUGUCCCAGCUCGCUGCGUGUCUUCGGAUGACUGGGAAAGUGUAAUAAUAUUUAUUUGGAGCUACAAAUAAAUUUUUGAGAGAAGGCAAAUUUGCAAGUAUAGAAUCUCCAAAUAAAGGGGGUGUGAUAUAUGUAUGUCAUUUAUAUGACGCAUACUGAAGACAAACAUAAAACAAUAACUAAAUUUAAAAUUCAGUGAUAAAAUUCCAAGGUGUACAAUUGAAAAAAAUAGUGAUUUUGACACAGAAAAAGAUUCAAGAGAUUUUUUAGAGGUCUUAAAGAAGCCUGGAAUACAUACAGGUAAAGUCAAGCCGUAAACCUCAAUGGCUGAGAACUACCUGUUCAAAGAUGUCAGUUUCCACAGUGUUGUUUACAUGCAAUUCCGUUUUCUUUUUUCUUUUUAGAUUUAUUAUUAUUAUUAUUAUUAUUAUUAUUAUUAUUAUUAAAGUAUAGUUGAUUUACGAUGUUCUGUCAAGUUCUGUUGUACAACAAAGGGAUACGGUUCAAUUUUCAACGAAGUUGCAUUUUUACGUUUCAUAUAAUUGAGUGAGUUUUCUGUGUUAGAAACAACAGAGGAAAGGAGUUGCCAAGGGCGGUUUUAGGGGAAGAAACGGGAAGAGGCUGGUAAAAGGAUACAAACUUUCAACCGUAGGAUGAAUAAGGUCUGAGGAUUUAGCAUGUGACAUGGGCACUAUAGUUAAUAACCCUCUGUUAUCGAAUCAAAGUUUGCUAAAGAGCAGAACUUAAAUGUUCUCUUCCUCUCUCUCUCUCUCUCUCUCUCACACUCACACACACACACAUGUUCUCACACACAGACAAAUAUGUGAGUUGACAGACAUGUUAAUUAACCAGAUGAAGGGGUCGUACUUCUGCACCGUAUGCACAUAUAAAACUACUCUGACAUGCAUUGAAAAAAAUUCAGCGGACUUUAUUCUGAUUCAUUACGAAAGGAAAAAGUAUAUCUCAUGACUUGAAAUGGGUUAUAGUAUAAAAUGUUAAAGUCUACUAUGACUUAAAUACUUAAAAUCAUAUGAAUAUGAAAAUUAUGACAUAAAAGUAAACCAAAUAUCAAUCAAGUUGACAUUAGGAUGGAUGCUAGUUUUUUCUUUAUGUUUUCUUCUAGUAAAAAUAGAAGGCAUUGUUUAAAACCAAGGGAGUAAAUACUAUCUUUAUUUUUUAAAUUUAUAUAUAUGGUAGUAUUCAAAACAAACUAUUCGAACAUUCCAGCCAUCCUGCCGAAAGGCCGGCUCCGGACAACUGAGGAAGACUCAGCUCUUUCCCUCUCCCUUUUCUGGGAUUUUCCUGUUAUUAACCUGUCAGCUCUAAACACUGAGAACCUGAGUUCUGAACUCAAAUCUUUAACUCCCAAAUGUUUCUUUCACUGACGCUGUAGGGUGACCCUUCCCCACCAGGGCCCAUGGGAGCCUCCGAAACGGGCAAACAUGUUUAUAACUGAGCUCACUGGGAAGAGGUGGAAGCCGUGGAGCUUCUCUCAAGCGAGACAGGUGCGGUAAGGCUGCGCAGCUGCCCUCAUUUCUGUCGUGGGCUAAGUGGGCAGUAGCCAGAUGGGAGGUGUUUCAGCGCUCGUGUCAGAGCCAAGAGGCUCUGAAAAACAUGCUUGGAUGAGAUUUCUUGGGGCACCUGAGCCCAUGUAGGUUUGUGGCCCCUGAUGAGAUGGCCUCAAUUUUACUCAGUUGAUGUGGCUUCCACUUUCCUGGAGAAUAAAUGUGUGCAUGGGCGUCUCUGCUUCGUUCAGUCCUUCGGAGAAGAAAGCCAACAAGGGGAAGGAUGGGACUGCAGCCCUAUGUUCUGAACAAACCUUAGAAAUCAAUGAUAGUUGAGCCGCGUUUCUUGCUGCCCAAUUCUGUCUUAAAUGCAUUAUGCCAUUUUCCUUUUAUAAAAUCCUUGCCUCAAGAGCACUUGCCUCCUAGUGGUUCAUGUAAACUUUGUAAAGCCUUACAUAACUGUAGUGUAAAUGAUAUAAAAAUGGUAUAAGUAGUAUAAACUGUUCACGCACUAUAGUGUUUGGGGAUUAGUGUUGACACUAAUCAAUUUAUGGUGAUUCCGUGGCUCAUCUUAAAUUUACAUAGAACUCAUUUACCAGAAAAAUAAUAAUACUCCCUUACCUUGACCUUUGCUCAUUUUCUUCAUUCCAUUCCCUAGAGCAAAAAGCAAAUACGUGAAAGGAUAUGAUCUCUGCCAAGUAACAAUUUGUAAUGGAAUAAAAGGGAAUGAUGUAGAAAAAUAAAAAUAUAACAUCUCAAAACUACCACUUGUAAUUUGGCAUAUGCCCAAACUAUUAUAACUAAAAUCUAAAAAAAAGUAUAUUUUUUAUUCAAAAUCUUCUAUCAUCCUGCAUCUUUUACUCUAUUUUGUAUUUUAAAAUAGCACUUUUGUUACUGAGUUAUUCAAACCAAUGGCUCUUACAUACUCUUCGGCUUUCAAUUGAUAGUCCUUUCUUAUCAGUGGAGGAUUUUAGAUUUCUAUGUACUUCACUCCAAUUUUCGAUACCUAGAUAUGUUCGCUUAUUUAGCAUCUAUAGAAUAACCACAUUGCAAAUUACAACUCUGAAAUAGCAUUUCACACUCCAGCAGACGAUAAAAUAAUUUCCGUCUAAAUAUUUACAGACUUUGCCUUGAUUCCAUGGGCUGCAGUCCCCUGCGUUCUGGCUUAACUUCUCAGAGGCUUCAAAAUGUAUGUUAUUUGUUUGCUUCAGAGGAAAAUCCAUGAAGGAAAAAUUAAAACAUCUGAGACCGGUUAUGCCAGCAUACAAUAAGACGGAUGUCCAUCCGUCCACCUUCAUUCUCAUCGGCAUUCCUGGGUUGGAGGCUGCUCACAUCUGGAUCUCCAUCCCCUUUUGUGUGGGCUACCUUUUGGCUCUCCUGGGAAACUGCUCUCUUCUCUUUAUCAUCAAGACAGACUCCAGCCUCCACGAGCCAAUGUACCUCUUCCUCUGCAUGCUGGCUGUGGCUGACCUCAUUGUGUGCACCACAGCCGUACCCAAACUUCUCAGUAUCUUCUGGUUCCAUGACAGAGAGAUUCACUUUGAAGCAUGCCUCAUCCAAGUGUUCCUAAUUCACUCCUGCUCCACCAUGGAGUCUGGCUUCUUCCUGGCCAUGGCCUUUGACCGCUAUGUAGCCAUUUGUAAUCCGCUAAGACACUCCGCUAUUCUGACCCAUGCUGUGACUUGGGGGAUGGGUCUAGCUGUUGUGCUCCGGGGCACAGCCCUCCUUAGUCCUCACCCCUUUCUGCUUCGGUGGCUGCCCUACUGCAGAACCAAUGUCCUUUCCCACACCUACUGUGAGUUUAUGGCCCUCAUCAAGAUCGCCUGUGCGGAGACGAGAGUCCUCAGAGCCUACAGCCUCGCUGUUGCCUUCCUUACAGGAGGAGUGGACUUCCUAUUGAUCAUCUGUUCCUAUGUCCUCAUCCUCCACACUGUCUUCCACCUCCCGUCCAAGGAUGCCCGCCUCAAGACCUUGGGCACCUGUGGCUCCCAUGUGUGUGUGAUCCUGGUGUCCUAUACCCCAGCCUUCUUCUCUUUUCUCACCCACAGGUUUGGGCACCACGUGGCAGCCCAUGUCCACAUAUUUGUGGCCAACAUCUACCUUCUGGUCCCACCCAUGGUGAACCCUGUCAUCUAUGGGGUGAGGACCAAGAAGAUCCGGGACAGGUUCCUUAAAUUUUUCAGUGCUUCAAAACCUCUGAACUAAAUCAUUUAUUUUGGGUUGAGUAAUGUCUAAACAAAAGUUAUAUUAUCUAUCUUUGAAUGUGUGGUUUUUCAUCAAGAUUUUCUUUUAAUUGUUCAAGAGUUAAGGUUUUUCUAUGGAAAGUAACUUAUCCAAAAAGAGUUAUCAGUUAUUAUCUCUAUGUUGUAAUAAUGAUUAAAUUAAGGAAGAUAUAUUAUCAAGUAAGACCCUUUGUCAAUGAAAUAAUGGUCCAAAAAUGGAGAUGUAUCUGAGGCUAAAAACAAGAGAAAUUUAAAAUCGGCAUGACAUGUAAACAUAUACUUAUGGUUUAUGGUAUAAGACUUACUGUCAGAUUUUCUAUCAGAGCCUUACUAUCAGAAAUUUCCCUCCUUUUUUGCUAUAGUUCUUCCUUCUUGACUAAAUGGUCUUCUUUCUCAAACACAUGCUUUAAAACUUUCUUUUUUUAAUCAUUUAUU
This is a messenger RNA of Sus scrofa (pig), 5660 nucleotides long. NCBI's taxonomy places the organism in Eukaryota, Metazoa, Chordata, Mammalia, Artiodactyla, Suidae. The record is from RefSeq and is a predicted model, not a curated record.